Molecule: messenger RNA, 612 nt
Organism: Micromonas pusilla CCMP1545
Lineage: Eukaryota; Viridiplantae; Chlorophyta; Mamiellophyceae; Mamiellales; Mamiellaceae
Exons: 1
Coding region: 1-612 (203 amino acids)
Source: RefSeq, a predicted model, not a curated record
AUGCAGCGGAGCCACCAGGCGCGCAAGCACCGAACGCAGCACGACAAGACGGAGGAGGGGCGAUGGGACGCGGGUCCGAUCCCCGCGGAGAAUCCGUCGAAACCGUCGCGGCGGAAGACCGUGCGCCUGGGACUGGGUUUGGACGGCAAAGCGGAGGUGUUCAUCGUGAACAAGCGCGUCGGCGAGGAGUCCCCGGUCGGGAGCGCGAUGAACCUCAUUCACCCCGCGGACGCGAGCGGGCCGGGGGCGGGACCGUCGCCGUUCAAGCGAGACGCGGCGGACGCGGGAGCACCGGGGACGCGCUCCGCCGGCGACGGGUCCGUCAGAGCGCCGCGCGAGAGCAGCGGCGAGAGCAGCAGCGACAUCACCGAGGAGGAUGAUGACAUCGCGAGCGCGGUGAAGGCGACGCUGCGAUCGCUGAACGAGUACGAGCACGAGCACGCGCCGGGGAGGGGGGACGAGAAAGCGGGGGCGACGCGCGGUUGGAACGCGGAGCUCGCGAGUCGCCAAAAGAGCAGGAACCUCGACGACGUGCUCAGCGCGAGCGACCGCGAGACGAUGCUGAGGUGCGUUCUAUACACUGGUUCCCAUACGACCCCGUCGGCGUGGUGA